AUGUAUUCAUCGUGUUAUAUUCAAAAUAUGAUUACAUCAAUGAUUAUUGAUAAAUCUCAUUUAUCUAAUAUUUCAACAACAAAAAUCUAUUCAAAAGUUGUUGGUGGUCCUGUCUUACAAACAAAUCCACAGCCUGUUCCGACAACAACAGACAACAAUAGUAAGACAACAUCGCAACGAUAUAAAACUGAAUUAUGCCGUUCAUAUCAAGAAACUGGCUUAUGCAAAUACGGUGAAAAAUGUCAAUUCGCUCAUGGUUAUAAUGAAGUACGUUCGUUAAAUCGACAUCCAAAAUAUAAAACAAUAUUAUGUCGUACCUAUCAUUGUACUGGUUAUUGUCCAUAUGGUCCACGAUGUCAUUUUUUACAUGAUGAAUAUUCGGAUAAUUUACCUGUGAAUUCAAUAUCAUCAUCAUCAAUUUCACCAUCAUCAUCAUUCGGUAGUGAUAUUCGUUCGUCAGUAUCAUCAUCACGUUCUAUUUCACCAAUGGAUUCUCCAAUAAUAAGUUCAGAUGAUUAUUUAUUUCUUCCUUCGUUUCUACUAAACAAGUUAGAAUAA
This is a messenger RNA of Rotaria socialis, 558 nucleotides long. Lineage: Eukaryota; Metazoa; Rotifera; Eurotatoria; Philodinida; Philodinidae. The record is from the annotation of a GenBank genome assembly.